This is a messenger RNA of Pseudoliparis swirei, 3503 nucleotides long. RefSeq names its product zinc finger protein 408-like. The record is from RefSeq and is a predicted model, not a curated record. Bases 692 to 3082 code for a protein of 796 amino acids. Gene Ontology annotation, cellular component: nucleus. Gene Ontology annotation, biological process: regulation of transcription by RNA polymerase II. The transcript has 8 exons. Gene Ontology annotation, molecular function: RNA polymerase II cis-regulatory region sequence-specific DNA binding; DNA-binding transcription activator activity, RNA polymerase II-specific. NCBI's taxonomy places the organism in Eukaryota, Metazoa, Chordata, Actinopteri, Perciformes, Liparidae.
CCUGCGUUUACGUCGGGAUAAUUAACGUGGUGCGAUAACAAAAAUAAUCAACACCCGAAAAAACUGCCGGCACGUCGGAAGCAUAUAACCCGAUUGCCGUGGUUACCAUCUCACCGGAAGCCGUUGCCGUCGGUAAGUCUUGAAACAGAAAGCGCGCGACGUCCGUCCAUGUUGGCCACCCAUGCAGUUUCCCUGCGUUAGCGAGGGAAACCCCUUUUAUUUACGAUGACGUAAUCAUAUCGUUUACUAUCGGACAGCUGUAACACACUGCUCAGUGAGAAUAAUUAUAAUAAUUAUAGGAAGUGUUACGUGACUUUUAAAUUGUUGUAAAAUAUUUUAGAUCAUUUAAACCGCUUUAAAAGUUCAUUUUAUUUUAAUGUAAAGCACUUAAAAUAAAUAUGUAGGUAAGAUGUCACUCAUUGUAAAUCUUACAUUGUAUAUAUUAAAUAGUUAAAUAUGUAUUUGUAUAGUUUCCAGCUUACAGAGGACUUGACUUGUAUUGUGAUGUUUUAUUUUAAUUUAAAAGUUGAUAAUUUCAUCAAAUAACAAAUGAACUACAUAUUUAAUAUAGGGAGCUUAUUUGUAAUUAAUUUGAGAUUGUCAGCAUUCCCAUAUCAUGUGUGUUAUCACGUGAUGCAGUGCUAUCCUGUUCCACAGUUAAUUGUGUAACCUUUUCUUUGUAGCACUUUGAAUGUUUUCAGGCCGUUUGAUCUUGAGGUCCUCGUGUUUCGUCCUCCGUCUGCCUGCUUCGUGUGUUUCUCCGUUCAGGUCGAUGGCCGGUCUCGAUCCGCUCGUCCCGUCCGCUCUGGCCUCGUUCCUCUGCGGGCUGCUGCCCCGUGGCUUCGCCGUGGGGCCUUCGCGGCUCUGCGGGGGCAGGAUGGGGCUGUGGUGGGUGGGCCGCUCGCUGGAGGCCGGGACCCUGCUGGGGAGGGAGGGGGACGCGGAGUGGGCCCCCGAGGGCCGCCCCGAGCCGACGGACCGAGACGGCGAAGCCACGAAGAACCCGGAAUCCGAAACAUAUCCAGAGGAGGCGGAGAGAACGGCGAGGGAAGAAGACGCGUCGCCGCAGAGAGACGUCUGGAUCGAAUUUGCCUGCCGGGUGCGUAGCAGAGCCCAGCAGAACGUGUCAGCGCAGUGCGCCUGUGGAGAGUCGUGCGCAGCCUCGUGCGCGGCCUCGUGUCUGCGUGUGCGUCGGGACAUCCGGCCGGGAACGGAGCUGCUGCUAUACGGAGGCGACGCCGCGGGGGGCGGGGCCACCGGACACACAGAGAUGGAGCUGCAGCACGAACCGGACAUCUCUAUCACUCUGGAGACGGUGGAAAGACAUGAGGAAGAGGAGGAAGAGGAGGAGGAGGAAGAGGAGGAGGCGGAGGAAGAGUGGCCCAGAUGCACAAAGAGGGAUCGUCCAACCGACCGCCGGAGGACCCAGAGGGCCAAGAACCCGCGGCACAGUCACCCGGACGGCGUCCCGGCUGCCGCAGACAGACGGACAGACGGAGAAGCCAGAGACACACAGACGGGUCUCGGGGAUCUCGGGGGUCUCGGUGGCGUCUCCGAGUCGACCCCGGUCCGCUGCAGCUCCCGCCUGGCGGCGAAACCGCGACGCGUUCACCGUCCGACCGGCCGCGGGAAGCGAGCGGCCAACCUGAAGGAGGACGCCGGCGCGUGCCUCACAGAGGAGGCGGCGGCGGCGCUGGAGGCGGAGUCCCCCGUGAAGAUCUCGGGGCCGGCGGCUCUUUCGUGGGAGCCGGAGGUCCGAGAGCGGCGGUACCGAUGCUCCAGCUGUGGGAAGAAGUUCUUCCAGAUGGGUCACCUGAAGAAACACCAGUUCAGCCACUCGGAGGAGAAACCCUUCAGCUGCUCCGAGUGCGGGAAGAACUACACGUCGGCAGAAAGCUUCAGAGCCCAUCAGAUGAGUCACCGCGGCGAGCGCCCGUUCUCCUGCCCGCACUGCGAGAAGUCCUACGGCCUGAAGCGGGACCUGAAGGAGCACCUGGUGCUGCACAGCGGGGAGAAACCCUACGGCUGCGAGCUCUGCGGCAAAGCCUUCGCCCGCCGGCCCUCGCUGCGCAUCCACCGCCUCCUCCACUGCAGCAGGAGGACCUCCGCCCAGCCCCCCAAGGUGCAGUGCACGGUCUGCGCGAAGCUGCUGGCGAACUCCGGCUCGCUGAAGAACCACAUGAUGCUGCAUACUGGAGAGAAACCGCACAUCUGUCAGUACUGUGGGAAGUGCUUCAGUCAGAAAGGGAACCUGGAGUCUCACGUGAGGACGCACGGCGGCGUGAAGCCGUUUCCUUGUGGCGAGUGCGACCAGAGCUUCUCCCAGAAGCCGGACCUGCGCCGCCACAUGUUCUCCCACACGGGCGGAGGCUUCCUCUGCAGCUACUGCGGCAAGUCGCUGAUGGACCCCCACAGCCUGAAGGCCCACGAGAGGCUGCACACCGGGGAGAGACCGCACCGCUGCCCCGUCUGCGGGAAAGGCUACACGUUGGCCACCAAGCUGCGGCGGCACAUCAAGUCGGCCCACCUGAUGGAGAAACCGUACAGCUGUCACUGCGGCUCUUCAUACACCGUGAGACAAAGUCUGCUGAGGCACCAAGCGCAGCACCGGAGCGAGGGUGGAGCCCAGGAGGAGGUGAAGGAGGCGGAGGAAGGACACGGAGAGGAGGAGGCGCAAGAGUCCACCCACACGAAGCCGAUCCGAGGCCGACCCAAGAAGAGCUCGCUCCCUCGGGGGGGCGGAGAGACGGAGGAGGGUCAAGUGAGGCAGAAGAGGGGAAGGGGGGAGGAGAAGGAGGCGAGGGAAGAGACCUUAGGACACGAGGAGGUGAGGGAAGAGGAGGGAGGACACGAGGAGGCUCCUCCGGGUGACAUCCAACACGUCAUCUACGUCCACGCGUCCACGGAGAGCUCGCUGCCCGCCGGCUCGGGGCAGCAGCUGGUGGAGGUGGUUAUAUCCAGGGGCCCGGAGCAGUGCAUUGUGGUCCACGGGCAGCAGACGGUGGGAGAGCUGCUGAUCCUCCAGGAGGAGGCGGGAGGACUCUGCUCCGUGGCGCAGACCGUGGAGAUCAACACGGGGUAGUCGCCGGGCAGAUCGCGUUUCAUCGUGUUCACGACGUCUUCUCAACGCCGGACACACAAACACGACUUUCAGUUCCUACUGACAACUAAUAUAUUUAUGUAUACAUUUUCCUGAUUUUGCCGCUUAAAAACAAAAACAUUUUAAAUAAAAACUUUGCGGGGGAAUUUUAUUGUAAAGAAAAAAAAAUGUUAACGGAGCUCUUCUUCAAGAAAACAAGAAGAGCAGCAAGAAUAAUGGUGGGCUUUUAUUUUGAAGGAUUUACAAGAAAUGUGUUCAUUGCAGUAUUAGCGCAGCUUUGUUAGCGGUUAUUAUUCAACAAAACAAAUCUAACACCGAGGGGAGGAAGAGAGACGGGAAACAUAAUGUUGGGAGGCUUUUAUUUUGAAAAAUGUAUCGGAAAUAAAAUGUGUUUGUCAUUGAA